AUGCCCCUCUGUUGGGAAGCUGUGGACUGGCACUUAAACAUCAGAACACUUACUGAUGAUGUGCUGGAUAGGUUUGCCAGUAUCCGUAUUCCCGGCAGUAAGAAGGAGCGUCCGCCACUCUCCCACAUGAAGCACUCGUCCUCCAGUGAAUGGUCCUACUCGUCCGAGUUUGAGGAGCUUUCCUCUAAAAUCACCUCAGAGAAGGAGAUCCUUGCACUCUUUGAGAAGAUGAUGGAGGAUAUGAAUUUGAAUGAAGAGAAGAAAGCACCACUGAGAGAAAAGGACCUGAGCAAGAAGAGAGACAUGGUCAUUCAGUACAUCAUCACUGCCGCAAAAACAGGCAGCCUACGGAGCAGCAGUCAUCAGAUCUCUCCUCAGGAGUUCUUAAGUGAGCUAAAGAGUGGGGCUGCAGAUGAGAGGCUGUUUGCUUGCCUGGACUCCCUUAGGGUCUCUCUCACCAGUAACCCUGUGAGCUGGGUGCAGAGUUUUGGCCAUGAAGGACUUGGAUUGCUACUGGACACACUGGAGAAGCUCCUUCACAAAAAACACCAGGAGAAGGUUGAUAAGAAGAGUCAGCACAAAGUCAUUCAGUGCCUCAAGGCCUUCAUGAACAACAAGUAUGGUCUGGAGAGGAUCAUCGGGGAAGAGAAGAGCCUGACCCUGUUGGCCAGGGCUAUAGAUCCCUGUCAGCCUGCCAUGAUGACUGAUGUGGUGAAGCUCCUCUCUGCGAUCUGUAUAGUGGGCGAAGAGAACACUUUGGAGAGGGUCCUUGAAGCCAUCACGUCAGCCGGAGAGCGGAGGGGCACGGGACGCUUCAGCCCCAUCGUCCAAGGCCUCGGCGACCGCUCCGUCCAGUUACAGGUGGCCUGUAUGCAGCUCAUCAACGCUCUUGUUACGUCUCCUGAUGAGUUGGACUUCAGGCUGCACAUCCGAAAUGAAUUUAUGCGCUGCGGCCUACGAGAGAUAUUGCCGCAUCUGAAUGCUGUCAGGAAUGAAGCGUUAGACAUUCAACUAAAGGUGUUUGAGGAGCACAAGGAAGAAGACAUGAUUGAGUUUUCCCACCGUCUGGAAGAUAUAAAAGGUGAACUGGAUGAUGUUGGAGAUGUGUUUAACAUUGUCCACAGUAUGGUGAAGGACACCAGUGCAGAAACUCAUUUUCUAUCCAUAUUACAGCACCUGAUGCUUGUAAGAAACGACUACUAUGUACGGCCUCAGUAUUUUAAGAUUAUUGAGGAGUGCGUGUCUCAGAUUGUUCUCCACCGUAACGGCCUAGACCCAGACUUCUCCUACAGGAAACGACUGGAUGUUGACUUCAGCCAUCUCCUAGAGGUGUGUGUAGAUAAGGCAAGAGCUGAUGAGUGUGAACAGAGAGCCUCAGAACUAGCUCAGAAGUUUGAUGAAGAAUUCAUGAGAAGACAAGAGGCUCAGGCCCAGCUAGUGAAGAAGGAUGAGAAAAUCACUGAGCUGGAAGCUGAGGUACUCGCCUUCAGAUCUCAGUUUGGAGCAAUUCCAGUGGUCUUACCCACAGCCCAGCCCGCCCAGGCCUUGUCGUCCUCGUCUUCCUUCCCUCCUGUCCCUCCACCUCCUCCACCUGCCCCAGGGUCUCAAGUACCUCCUCCUCCACCCCCACCGCCACCCCUCCCAGGCUGUGCCCCAAUACCCACAGUGCCUCCACCUUUUGGCGUGCCCCCACCUCCCCCUCCAGGACUGGGGGGUCUGCUGUCCUCACCCACACACCAUGCGCUGCCUUUUGGCCUCCGGCCCAAAAAAGAGUUCAAGCCCGAGACCUCCAUGAAGCGCUUCAACUGGUCCAAGAUUCGACCGCAGGAGAUGUCCGAGAACUGUUUCUGGGUCAUUGCCAAUGAAGGCCUCUAUGAGAAUGAAGAUGUACUCUCCAGGCUGGCUCUUACCUUUGGCACACAGAGAUCUGAGCCCAAAGUCUGUGAAGAGAAGGAGCUUGUAGAGGAGCUUCCGAAGCCCACCAGGCGAGAGGAGGAAGAGACGGAAGAGAAGAAAUCCAUCAAGAAGAGAAUCAAAGAGCUGAAAGUGCUGGAUCCAAAGAUAGCUCAGAACCUGUCCAUCUUCUUGGGCUCAUUCCGAAUGCCGUAUCAGGAAAUCCGCAGGAUGAUUUUGGAAGUCGAUGAGGAGCAGCUCACCGAGCCUAUGAUCCAGAACCUGGUGAAGCAUCUUCCAGAACAGGUGCAGUUAAACGCACUGGUGAAAUACAAGUGCGAGUAUGCCAACCUCUGUGAGCCUGAACAGUUUGGGGUUGUGAUGAGCAGCGUGAAGAGGCUGAGGCCAAGGCUAAACUCCAUUCUCUUUAAGCUGCAGUUUGAUGAGCAAGUGAACAACAUCAGACCGGACAUCAUGGCAGUGAACGCGGCCUGUGAGGAGGUCAGGAAGAGCAAGAGCUUUAGCCGACUGCUAGAACUGGUCCUUCUCAUGGGCAACUACAUGAACGCUGGCUCCCGCAAUGCCCAGUCCUAUGGCUUUGACCUCAGCUCCCUCUGCAAGCUGAAGGACACUAAGUCUACUGAUCAGAAGUCCACUCUCCUGCACUUCUUGGCUGAACUGUGUGAGGAGAAGUAUCCAGAUGUGCUCAAAUUUAUAGAUGACCUAGAACAUGUUGACAGAGCCAGUCGAGUGUCAGCAGAAAACUUGGAGAAGAGCCUGAGACAGAUGGAAAGGCAGCUAGUGCAACUGGAGAGAGAUCUGGAAACCUUCAGCUCCCCUGAUGACCCGCAAGAUUUGUUCCACACAAAGAUGGCCAGCUUUGCCAUGCAUGCCAGAGAACAGUACCAGAAGCUGGUCAUCAUGCACAGCAAUAUGGACACUCUGUACCAGAACAUGGUGGAGUACUUCGCCAUCGAUCCCAAAAAGACCUCCGUCGAAGAGCUCUUCACCGACCUCAGCAACUUCAGGGCCAUGUUUAUGCAAGCCUCGAAGGAGAACAUGAGGAGAAGGGAGGCAGAGGAGAAGCAGAGGAGAGCACGGGCAGCCAAAGAGAAAGCCGAACGAGAGAAGCAGGAACGGCAGAUGAAGAAAAAGAGGCUUCUGGAAGUGAACACAGAAAACGAUGAGACUGGUGUGAUGGAUAGCCUGCUGGAGGCCCUCCAGUCUGGAGCAGCAUUCAGAGAUCGACGGAAGAGAGCACCCAGGCCCAGAGAGGAGCCAGAGCAAACGGCCAGGCGCAGCCCGCAGAGGCCCGUUCUCAAGGAGUACAAUCAUGAAAACACGAAGGCACCUUUGCAAAGGUCACGGUCUCGGCAGAAUAUCAAUUUCAGCUCGGCGCGAGCGUCCACUGCCAAACAGGCUCAUUAUGAGGCUGAAGCCCAUCUGUCUGCAGCCAGAAAAGCAGGCACAGGAAGACAAGAGCCAGCCCACCGCCCCGACACAGAGAGGGAGAAAGAAAGAGAGCUUCAGAAAGAGAGAGAGAAGGAGACGUCUCAUCCCGUCUGCUCCGCCAACGGAGACACCGACGUGGAGGCUUUGCUCGCCCGACUCCGCGCUCUGUGA
Molecule: messenger RNA, 3516 nt
Organism: Chanos chanos (milkfish)
Lineage: Eukaryota; Metazoa; Chordata; Actinopteri; Gonorynchiformes; Chanidae
Product: protein diaphanous homolog 3-like
Exons: 30
Coding region: 1-3516 (1171 amino acids)
Biological process (GO): actin filament polymerization; actin cytoskeleton organization
Cellular component (GO): actin filament
Molecular function (GO): actin binding; small GTPase binding
Source: RefSeq, a predicted model, not a curated record